Molecule: messenger RNA, 2051 nt
Organism: Anneissia japonica
Lineage: Eukaryota; Metazoa; Echinodermata; Crinoidea; Comatulida; Comatulidae
Product: glycerol-3-phosphate acyltransferase 4-like
Exons: 15
Coding region: 63-1454 (463 amino acids)
Biological process (GO): triglyceride biosynthetic process
Cellular component (GO): endoplasmic reticulum
Molecular function (GO): glycerol-3-phosphate O-acyltransferase activity
Source: RefSeq, a predicted model, not a curated record
AUACUUUUUAGUCAUCUGUUUGGCGACUCGACGGCGACACAGUGCUGCUGAGUGCGAAGGAGAUGGAACUCUUUCUAACUCUUUUGGGAUUUUAUUUGUCACCAUUACUUCUUAUAUUAGGUUUAAUUAUUAUCCCAGCAUGUUUUGGAGUCUCUAUUGGCCUAAGGAAAAUUUACAAGACGUUUCUCCUACAGCUAUUUGAGUUUGGACGUCAGCGAAUAGCUUUAGAAGAUAAAAAAAGGAAUCAUGAUGGUCAGGAUGAAGAACAGGAAGGACAACUACAGCCCUUGCAUUCUUAUACAUUAAGUAGAGAAAGAGGUGGUAGCGGAAGACAUAUUGCCGAAGGAGUAAAGAACCAAACAUCAGCCCUAAGUUCCAAAAAUGGCAUUGAUCAAGUGCGCAGAGAAUUUGAGCUGUCAGACGGACUUUAUUUUUGUAAAAAAGGAAUGGAAGCAAUAAUUGACGAUGAAGUUACAAAACGAUUUUCAGCAGAAGAAUUACCGUCAUGGAAUCUUUUAACAAGAACAAAUAUGAAUUAUCAAUAUUUAAGUAUGCGGUUGACAAUCCUUUGGAUCAUUGGAUUCAUAAUUCGCUAUUUUAUUUUAUUACCAAUCAGGUUGUCUGUGACUGUGUUUGCAUUGACCUAUCUUUUGAGUUCAACAGCAUUAUUGGGUUGUAUGCCAGACUCCAAUCUGAAAAAAGUGCUUAAUAAAUAUGUAAGUUUAACAGUGUAUAGGAUCUUAUGCCGAUGUUUCUCAGCUAUGAUCACAUAUCAUGAUCGUGAGAAUCGAGCUGUAGGGGGCGGUAUUUGUGUUGCUAAUCACACAUCUCCAAUUGAUGUUCUUGUACUUGCCAGUGACAACUGCUAUGCAUUUAUUGGUCAAAGUCAUGGAGGUUUGUUUGGUGUAAUCCAGAGGGCGCUAAGCAGAUCAGGCACUGACCAUAUUUGGUUUGAAAGAUUUGAGAUUCAAGACAGACGGGGUGUUACUCAAAGAUUAAAGGAACAUGUGGAAGAUUCAAGAAAACUGCCAAUGUUGAUUUUUCCAGAAGGAACCUGUAUUAAUAAUACCUCAGUUAUGAUGUUUAAGAAAGGAAGCUUUGACGUUGGUGGUGUUAUCUAUCCAGCUGCUGUCAAGUACGAUUCUCGCUUUGGUGAUGCGUUUUGGAAUAGCAGUCGCUUCUCUGGCGUUCAGUAUCUCAUGAUGAUGAUGACAAGUUGGGCAGUUGUGGCAGAUGUUUGGUACCUUCCACCAAUGUAUAGACAAGAAGAAGAGGAGGCGGCAACAUUUGCCAACAGAGUAAAGGCAGAAAUAGCUAAGAAAGGAGGCCUUGUUGACCUUGUAUGGGACGGCCAACUGAAAAGGGUGCGAGUAAAAAGCGAACUGAUUCGUGAAGAGCAACUAGAAUACAGUAAAAUAAUUGCUAGUGCCAAAGCAGAAAUGAAAGAAGAUUGAUGACACUGUAUACAUAUUUCAAAGCUGUAUAUUUUUUGGCCUGAAGCAAUAAUAUGACAAUAUAUUUAAUUGAUGAGGUUUUUAGCUCCCUAUAUUCCAUAUGUUUUGCAUAAUAUUGUCUAUUACAGUCGCAUUUCAAAACAAAAGUAUUAUCAUUAAGUACAUCAAACAAAUGCAAGCGCUGAAUACAAAGCUGGAGUUAAAUCAAUUUUACUCAUAGAUCCUAAAAUUCAAAACCUUAGCAUAUCUGCUACAAUUACAAUUCUGGACUAGUCGUUUUAGGGGAAAAUGAAUCAGUCAUGUUUAUACUGUAUUGUUUUCAUAUUUUUUGUUUUCUAUAUUAUUUUAAUUAUCAAAUUAAUUUUGAUUUAGUAUUAAAUUUAUUUAAGGUUUAAGUAAGGUUUCACCUGUUUAAGUUAGCCUUAGCACUGUUUAAGUAUGUUGGUCAUUGUGAUAACAAUUUGAUUAUCAAUUUAAACUUAGAGCCAGUAUUUUGUUCACAUGAGUAGAACAUUUUUCCAUUUUCAUAUUUGACUUGAAAAAUGAUGCUCUUAAUAAUAUUAAAGUUCUUCCAACUUUAAAAAUAUGAUUAUUUAU